AUGGUUUACGCGUUUGCGUAUGAGAGAGAGCGCAAGAGAGAAAUAUAUCCAAACCGUGUCACUUGUGUGCAUGAAAUCAUUUUAUCAUUUUUUUUAAAUGUAAAAAAGUAGCAGAGCUUCCUUAUUUUCGACUGGCUUCCGCAAGGUGAAUGCUGCACUUUAUUUUGGCUGUUGUUGUUAGCUAGCUCAGCUAAUCCAGCAAUUAUCACCUGAACUGGAGAUUUAUCUAGACUGAACAAGCAUGGGCCGACUAGAUGAUGCUGCCAAACACAAAGUGGUGGAGCUGCGGAAGGCUGGUCUCAGUUUCCGCAAAAUCAAAGCUGUGCUGGAGCUGGAGAACAUCAAGGUGUCGGCUCAAGCCAUCUACCUGUACCUGAGGGAGUUCCAGGGUAGACCACCAGGGAGGGUUAGACCUCUGGAGGCUGGAGAUAGCACAUUGUCGCAAACAGCUCAAGCGCAAGCUGGGGCAUUGCAGGAGAGGUGGAGCAACAUUCACCUUCAGAACCUGAUGAGGGACGGGCCUCAUCGCACUGAGUAUCCAGCUCCAUCUAACUUCUCCAAACAGGCAUCCACCAAUUCAGAGACCACCUCAAAUUCCUCUGGAUCUGGGGAGGCUAGCGGAAGCAGCAGGCCGGAGCAGCAAUCCGGUGGAAAUAAGGAAGAAAACGACAUUCAGAUUGUUAGUGUCACUUCACUUGCACAGCAUGGCCAACAAAGGGCGACCCAGCCACCUGUAAGGAGACCAGAAACAAGUUCAAACAUGUCUUCCACUUUAAUGGCUUCUGGAGCAUUCCUGAGAAGAAGAGUUACACCGUCCCCAGCCACCAGUUCAAUUUUGGCAGCUCGAAAAAGACUUUUGGACAGAGCAUUGUCACAUAGGACAAAGUCAUUCCACCAGAUGGCGGCGUUGUUAAGGAGAGAUCAGGCUGGUGUUCAAAGUUCAGAUUUAAGCAGUGCUCUACCGCAGCAGCCGGAAACCUAUGACCUGACCACUGAAAAGACUGUUAUGGAGGGGCAGCCUGGGCAUAAUAGUUCCCCUCGGCGCUUUGCUGCACAGAGACCAGGAAUGAGCGUCCGCUCCCUUCAUCCUCCUCCACGUGUCGGGAUUCACCUUCCUAAUCGCCCGCCAGCGCCUUUGACAUCCUCAUCUCCGGGAACCGUUCUUCGUCUGCCGUCCCCCAGGACUCAAGGCAGUAGCGAGGGGAAUUCAAAUCCACCAUUGGCAGUCCAGGACACCAGAGCAAGAGGUAGCUUGCAGGACCAGAUCCAGACCCUUGGCUCUGAGGUUCGCAGCCUGGGCUUGGCAGUGAAGAUGAUGGUGGAGCAGCAGUGCCGCCUGGAAAGGGAGCAGUCACAGCAGACGCAGAUUCAGAAGCAGAUCCUCAGCACUCUCCAAACACUCUCCUCUAAAGCAGGACUCUGUAGCAGAACCCCGCAACGGCUCAACAAAACUCCCUCGCCAUCGUCUUUGCCAGCAACCUCUGCCACUACCUCUUUCGGCCAAGAAACGUACACUUUUAGUCAAGGCACGUUCUCUCAGUGCGGCCAGACUCAGCCGGGCUACAACUCUUUAGAGAGAUUAGAAAGCACAGAGGCCUUUAAGGUUCCAGGAAUGAGCCCACCAAGCAUAAAUGGAUUUCCACCAUGUAGCAACGCAGACAGUCUUCCUCUUACUCACACUUCCUCUCAGUCACAAACUUAUCCAGCUGCGUAUCAACAGCAAAACAGUCAAGCCCUCCUGGCACCCUACACACAGUCAUACGUCUCCUCGUACAACCACACACACACUCAGUCGUUCAGAACGCCAGAGAGUAAAACAGCAGAUUUUUCUGCGAGGACUUUCACAGACUGCAGCGGGUCUACCCAGCAGGUCAUGAACUCUUCUUCACAUAAUCAGCCACUCAGUAGCAUCAAGGUGGAAGGACCUUAGAUAACACAGGUUCAGUUCUCUGACAGAACUUGAACUUGUGUUUCUUUUAAUUUGCUGUAGCAUUGUUGUGUAAGGUACAUUUUUAGGACUACUAAUGUAAAAGUAGCUGUUUUCAUUCAAUUUAUUUUUGAGGUUCAUUAUCAUGCAAUAGGUACAGCAAUAGCUUGACAGAUUUGAAAGUUUUGUUGAACUCCUCUGAUUUAACUUGGCCACAAUUUAAAACAAAUCAUGAAUCUGUAUAUUUUUGUGAUUUUUUUCUUGUAUCAACAGGAAACCCAACGCAAACAGUUAAUUUUCAUAACUUUGACCUGUUUAACAAAUAAAAGUCAGAUUUUGAUCCAGAAA
Messenger RNA from Xiphophorus hellerii (green swordtail), 2275 nucleotides. RefSeq lists its product as uncharacterized. The transcript has 4 exons. NCBI's taxonomy places the organism in Eukaryota, Metazoa, Chordata, Actinopteri, Cyprinodontiformes, Poeciliidae. The record is from RefSeq and is a predicted model, not a curated record. Bases 242 to 1930 code for a protein of 562 amino acids.